Messenger RNA from Rotaria socialis, 1611 nucleotides. The record is from the annotation of a GenBank genome assembly. Lineage: Eukaryota; Metazoa; Rotifera; Eurotatoria; Philodinida; Philodinidae.
AUGAUCAAGUAUUAUAGUAUAUUAAAAAAAGAAAAAGCAACCGAGGCGUCAUCAAUCGGACUCAUGGUUCAUUAUGAUGAUUUUUUUUCUUUACUUAAAAUUAAAACAAAAAUGAACCAUCUCAAUCUUCAAUCGAUGAAAGACUUCUGGCAAAAAUGGCGAUCAUCACGUGUACUUAUUUUAUUCAUUGUGUUUGUCGCUUUAUUUCUUGAUAAUAUGCUUUUAACGACCGUCGUUCCGAUUGUUCCUGAUUAUCUUUAUCGUCUUCAACAGCCAAAAAUAUCGAGCAAUGAUACGUAUAGCUUGUUAGCAAAAAAUUGUUCAAACAGUGAAAUAAUAGAACGAAGAAAUUAUUUCGUUCGAAAUCCUACUAAAUUUCGUCUUCUACUUCGAACACAUUGCAAUUGGACGUUAGAUUGGGCAAUAAAUAGAACUGAUAUUGAAAGUCAAGAGCGAAGAACAAUUUUAGAAAAAGAAAAUCAAUGGGUUGGUAUCAUGUUUGCAUCAAAAGCUUUUGUUCAAUUAUUAACAAAUCCAUUUGUAGGUCCAUUAACAAAUCGCGUUGGUUAUAGCAUUCCAAUGUUUUCGGGUUUCGCUAUUAUGUUUAUAUCGACGCUGAUAUUUUCUUUUAGUAAUAGUUUUGUUCUUCUAUUCAUUGCUCGAUCUAUACAAGGAAUAGGAUCAUCUUGCUCAAGUGUAUCAGGCCUAGGUAUGUUGGCUGAUCGAUAUCCGGAAGACGAAGAGCGUGGCAAAGCAAUGGGUACUGCCUUAGGUGGAUUAGCACUUGGUGUGCUAAUUGGACCACCAUUUGGAGGAUUUAUGUAUGAAUAUGUAGGAAAAGCAUCACCAUUUUUAGUUCUCGCGACAUUAGGUUUAUUUGAUGGAUUAUUGCAAUUAACGGUUUUGAAACCAGGUGUAACUAGUGUACCUAUUGAAGGUGCUUCAUUAAAAACACUUAUCAAAGAUCCAUAUAUUCUUCUCGCUGCUGGUGCAAUCUCAUUUGGUAAUAUUGGUAUUGCUAUGAUGGAGCCAUCGUUACCUAUAUGGAUGAUGACAACAAUGAGGGCAACCGAAUUUCAACAAGGGGCAGCAUUUUUACCUGCAUCUAUUUCGUAUCUAAUCGGUACAAAUGUCUUCGGACCAAUGGCUCACAAAAUGGGCCGUUGGCUAUGUUGUAUGAUUGGCUUGAUUCUUAUUUCAAUUGCGUUAACUGGUGUACCAAUGGCUACAAGCAUCUAUGGCUUAAUUAUUCCUAAUGGUCUCCUAGGCUUUGCUAUUGGUAUGGUUGAUUCAUCAAUGAUGCCUUCGAUGGGUUAUCUUGUGGAUAUACGUCAUUCAUCUGUUUAUGGUAGCGUGUAUGCUAUUGCCGAUGUUGCAUUCUGUCUGGGUUAUGCAAUAGGCCCAGCGUUGAGUGGAUUCAUCGUACAUGCAUUUGGUUUUCGUGCUAUGCUUUAUAUUAUUUCAUUUAUAUGUUUAUGCUAUGCACCCUUGUUGUUAUUUUUACGAAACCCACCAGCAAGAGAAGAAAAUAUGUCAUUAAUUACGGGUGACAAUCAUAAUUCAUUUUCGUACAUACGAAGUAAAUCAUUGGAUGAUGAAAACGGUUAUUGA